CUAGCACGCAGUCAGCCAGCGAGGCUUAACGUAACUCAACAUUAGCCUCGGAUACCCCCAAGUUCUGCCAGGUUCUGCCAACCUCCUUUCGGACGAGUUCUGCCGUGGAGCUCGCACAACCAGUUUUGCCAAAUAGAUUUGCAGAACUCUCGGGUUCUGCCAACAACGCCCAUCAUCACUCCGAUAAUGGCCCAGAAUAUAAACGAAGUACGUACUCAGGAGUCUCAGCCAAACGAUAGAACUCCGUCCUGGUAAAAGGCAGUACAUUUAUAACGGUAAUUAUCGCAAGAUUGUCUCUGCUGUUCAAUCUGUGCAUCAUGUCGAACAAAUUGGUCCUCCCUACUCUCGAUGACCUCAGAAGCUCAGUUACUCCUGAUGUCAAUGUUCAAGCGGUGGCGAGUCAAUGGUGCUCAGCUUUCGCGGAAGCGAUGCAGUCAAAGAAUGUAACAUCAGUCAUAGAUCUCCUUGUCGAUGAUGUCUUCUGGCGCGAUAUACUCGCCUUAACAUGGGACUUCCACACCUUCCAAAGUGCCCCUUCCGUUAAGAAAUUCCUCACAGACCAACUCCCGCUAUUUACCUUGUCUUCCUUCAAACUCAGGAAAGGUCUGGUAGAGCUUCAGAGACCAUACCCUGAUAUCGCGUGGAUUCAAGCGUUUUUUGACUUUGAAACUACAGUCGGCAUUGCAUCUGGGGUGUUCCGGCUGGUACCCCUCGCGGAUGGCUCAUGGAAGGCCCAUACCGUCUUCACGAACUUGGAAAAUCUCAAAGGUUUCCCAGAACAGAAUGGGCAUAGACGAGACUACCAGUCAAACCAUGGAAAGUGGGCCGCGAAACGUGCGCGUGAGAUCGAAUGUGUUGACGAGGAGCCCAGCGUCGUGGUAAUAGGGGGCGGGCAGAGUGGGCUCGAGGUUGCAGCGCGGCUUAAGAUGCUUGGCAUGAAGACUCUGAUACUAGAAAAGGACGAGAGAAUUGGUGAUAAUUGGAGGAAGCGCUAUGCAGCGCUGUGUCUCCAUGAUCCCGUCUGGUAUGACCACAUGCCAUACAUUCCGUUCCCUGCCUCGUGGCCUGUCUACACGCCUGCAUUGAAACUCGCAGAUUGGCUGGAAUCAUAUGCACACAGUAUGGAACUCGAUGUUUGGACCAGCGCUACGGCCAUGUCUGUCGUUCCAGGCACGAAGGGAAAGAAAUGGACUGUGACAGUCCAACGUGCUGACAAAGAGGAGCGUACCUUCGAGGUCAAUCAUGUCGUAUUCGCCUUAGGCAGUGGUAUGGGCCAAAUUCCAGAUAUCCCAGGGCAGGAUGACUUCAAGGGGCAGAUAUUACAUUCCAGCAAACACAAUCUCGCAACUGAUCACGCAGGGAAAAAGAUUGUCGUUGUCGGGGCUUGCACGUCUAGCGCAUGACAUAUGUGCGGACUACGUUGAAAAUGGCGUUGGUAAAUGAUUUUUAAAGUACAUCGAUGGCGUUCAAACAAUGAUGGUGCAGAUGUGACCAUGGUUCAACGCAGCCCGAGUUACAUCAUGACCACAAAGGAGGGCAUGCCGAGGUUCAUGACGAUUUUCUGGGAGGGCGGCCCUCCCACUGAUAUUGCGGAUCGCGUGAAUGCAUCUUACCCGUAUUUGCUUCUCA
This is a messenger RNA of Suillus subaureus, 1629 nucleotides long. RefSeq lists its product as uncharacterized. Lineage: Eukaryota; Fungi; Basidiomycota; Agaricomycetes; Boletales; Suillaceae. The coding region runs from base 318 to 1403 and encodes 361 amino acids. The record is from RefSeq and is a predicted model, not a curated record. The transcript has 6 exons. Gene Ontology annotation, molecular function: flavin adenine dinucleotide binding; monooxygenase activity.